AGAAAUCGCCAAGAGAUUGAACACAAUUUGUGCACAAGUCAUCCCAUUUUUGUCUCAGGAACAUCAGCAGCAAGUGGCACAAGCUGUAGAACGUGCCAAACAAGUGACCAUGGCUGAACUGAAUGCCAUCAUCGGGGUACGUGGCCUUCCAGGUCUACCUCCUACACAGCAGCAGUUGCAGGCUCAACAUCUCUCCCAUGGCCAUGGACCUCCAGUGCCUCUAACACCGCAUCCAUCAGGACUUCAGCCUUCAGGAAUCCCUCCACUCGGAAGCACUGCUGGCCUCCUUGCCCUUUCUAGUGCUUUGGGUGGGCAGUCUCACUUGGCAAUAAAAGAUGACAAGAAGCAUCACGAUGCAGAACACCACAGAGACAGAGAGCCGGGCACAAGUAAUUCUCUGUUGGUCCCAGACGGUCUGCGAAGCACAGAUAAACGCAGGAAUGGCCCUGAAUAUACCAAUGACAUCAAAAAGAGAAAGGUGGAUGAUAAGGAUUCCAGCCACUAUGACAGUGAUGGGGACAAGAGUGAUGAUAACUUGGUUGUAGAUGUAUCCAAUGAGGAUCCCUCCUCCCCACGGGCAAGUCCUACUCAUUCACCACGUGAAAAUGGUAUAGAUAAAAGCCGCCUGCUGAAGAAAGAUGCCUCUAGCAGUCCAGCAUCUACAGCCUCUUCAGGAAGUUCCACUUCCCUCAAAUCCAAAGAAAUGAGUUUGCAUGAAAAAGCCAGCACGCCUGUUCUGAAAUCCAGCACACCGACUCCUCGAACUGACGUGCCAACCCCAGGCACUAGUGCAACUCCAGGACUUCGUCCAGGCCUUGGCAAGCCUCCAACAAUGGACCCUCUGGUUAACCAAGCUGCCGCAGGUUUGCGGACACCUUUGGCAGUACCAGGGCCAUACCCUGCUCCAUUUGGAAUGGUGCCUCAUGCUGGCAUGAAUGGAGAGCUAACCAGUCCAGGGGCAGCCUAUGCCAGUCUGCACAACAUGUCACCCCAGAUGAGUGCUGCUGCUGCUGCAGCUGCUGUGGUUGCCUAUGGAAGAACUCCUAUGGUUGGGUUUGAUCCUCCUCCUCACAUGAGAGUACCUGGAAUCCCUCCAAAUCUAGCAGGCAUUCCUGGAGGAAAACCAGCCUACUCCUUUCACGUUACUGCAGAUGGUCAGAUGCAGCCUGUUCCUUUUCCUCCUGACGCUCUCAUCGGUCCAGGAAUCCCUCGCCAUGCCCGCCAGAUCAACACUCUGAAUCACGGGGAAGUUGUGUGUGCAGUUACCAUCAGCAACCCCACAAGACACGUGUACACGGGUGGCAAGGGCUGCGUUAAAGUCUGGGACAUCAGCCAGCCUGGGAACAAGAGCCCUGUUUCUCAGCUGGACUGCCUGAUGAUUUGUGUUGUACAGAACAGAGAUAACUACAUCCGCUCUUGUAAAUUGCUGCCUGAUGGAUGCACCCUAAUAGUUGGCGGGGAAGCCAGCACAUUAUCCAUAUGGGACCUGGCAGCACCAACUCCUCGUAUAAAAGCAGAGCUGACAUCCUCAGCCCCUGCCUGCUAUGCUCUGGCUAUCAGCCCUGAUUCCAAGGUGUGCUUUUCGUGCUGCAGUGAUGGGAACAUUGCAGUGUGGGAUCUGCACAAUCAGACAUUGGUCAGGCAAUUCCAGGGCCACACAGAUGGAGCCAGCUGUAUUGACAUUUCUAAUGAUGGUACCAAGCUCUGGACAGGGGGUUUGGAUAACACUGUCAGAUCCUGGGACUUGAGAGAGGGGAGACAGCUACAACAGCAUGACUUCACAUCACAGAUAUUUUCCCUUGGUUAUUGUCCUACUGGUGAAUGGCUAGCCGUGGGAAUGGAGAGCAGCAAUGUGGAAGUGCUACAUGUAAAUAAACCAGACAAAUAUCAACUGCACCUUCAUGAAAGUUGUGUAUUGUCACUCAAAUUUGCUUACUGUGGUAAAUGGUUUGUGAGUACUGGGAAAGAUAACCUUCUUAAUGCAUGGAGAACUCCAUAUGGAGCCAGUAUCUUCCAGUCCAAAGAAUCUUCAUCAGUGCUUAGCUGUGACAUCUCUGUGGAUGAUAAGUACAUAGUCACUGGCUCUGGAGACAAAAAAGCUACAGUCUAUGAAGUUAUCUACUGAAAAAUGUGCUGGGGGAUAUAAUUUCUAAAAAAGUUGAACUGGGCCAAAAUUGUUCUUAAUUAUAGAAGUAGAAAGGUUUUGCCUUUUAAAAAGGAACGAGAGUAUUGAGGUUCCAGACCUUGUCAUGAAACUACUCCGAUUUUUCAAAGUAGAAGGCAACAUCCAGCAACUAAAUAUUGGCUACGUGGACCAAACAGAACACAGAGGCAAGAUGGACAGAUGUAGCGUAGUUUUUUGACGUAGUUUAAAGCCAAGUCUGCUGAAGAAUGUUGAAGCCUUUUUUUUUGACCUCAUGCAAAUUGUUCUCAUUGCCUGAAUAUGGGGAUAACCUUUUCUGUUCCUUGCAAUUCAACUUCCAUUCUGUCCUGUGUAGAGCAGCAGUGUCUCAGAUGAACUUGUUUCCUGGUUCUGCAUCUUGUGAUACGUUUUUGUAUUUUUGUUGAAGGUCAAACAUUUGUAUAAAUUGUAAAUAUAUUUAGUUUAUUACAGUAAAAGCUUUAGUACAAACAACCACUCUUCUCCCCCCCCUCCCUCCACCCCCUGCUUAUUUAAAAAAACUUUUGGGGAUAUAAGUACCUUUUUAGAAGCAAAAGCAAACACUAUGUAUAGUUUGAAAACUGUCUUAUUCUUUAUAACUCUUCGUAGAUUUCUUUAUCGUACUUCAAAGUAAUUGUUUGACAUAUUAGGAUAUCAAUCCAGUAGAUACUGUCUUGUGCUGCAGAAAAACGAAAAGGCAAUUUUGUACUAAUUAUAGUGUAAAUACAAAAAUUGAACAUUUCAUAAAGUUGUGCAGUUUAUUUUAAGUUUAUUUUGAUGUCCCAUGUAUAUGUUCUUUGGCAGAUACAUUAAUAUGUGCCUGAUCAUAAUUAUUUUGGUUGUCUCUCUAGAAGAGGAGAUGAUGUCCCUCUUGUCUCUCCCACAGCUGAACAGAGUUCAUGAAGGACUAUGUUUCAACUAAGUACAUCAGAGGCUUUAUUCUUUUAACUGAGGAUGUCUAUGAUUAAACAAAGCUAGAUAAGUUGUGUCCUUCAUAUUUUACAGAGGAAAAGUGGUAGCUAAUAACCGUUUCCUUUUUAAUGGCUUGUCUAUACAUAGAUACUCAGGUAAAUUUAAUUAAAUUACCAAAGUGUGCGUUUUACAGGGGAUUUACUUAAAUGAUGUUAAAUACUUGCAGGGGCUGCAAGUGAAGUGAAUUAACCUAAAUUAAGUUAAACUUGCUUCUUAAUUUCUUGUGAGAGUAUUGAUAAAGGAAUUUUUUUGCUUAUUAACUAAUACACUGUAUACAUUAAUUAGAACUAAUUUUCUAGUGUCUCAUAUUAGGCAGGCCUAUAGGUUCUAUGUAUCCAUACUGAGCAGUCUUUGAGUCCCUCAACUGUUGCAUCAGCGUGACAUCUCUGAAGAGCUAUGCUGAGCAGCCAGUUACCAAAGUUUUAUAAGUCUUCAAAUCAAGUUUUCUCGAUGUACGCAAGAGAAAUGGAUGAGGAGAGAAUGUGUACGUUUUAUUCUAGCUAUGGGGAUUUUUUUGUUUUUGUUUUUUUCAAAUUAGUGAGUUCUGCCAGUGUGCUGGACAAACCUAGCUGUUGUGCCAGUGAGGGCCAUAUAUUUCCUAUGUUCUGUAAUUUUAUUAGAACUUGUGUUGCUAAGGGAGAUCACAGAUGAACAGAAGGAUAUCUUUGAACAAAAUAUUCAGUUUACACAAACUGGCCAGAAGUUAAGACUCAUCUUUGAAAAGCUACUUUUUCAUUUCGCUGUCAUUUGACAGUAACUUAUAUCCAUGCUUUAUCAAAGACUCAUAACCAGGAAAAAUGAAGUUUGACUGACAGAGGCAUUGACUGGAUAUGGAAUUUCCCAUCUGGGGGUCAAACCUUCUCUUUGAUUUCCAGUCUGAAGAGACAGUUUUCUUUUGAAUUUACAUGACCAUUCUACUGAACCGUUUCAUAGCAUCUAGAAUUGUAGUAGCAUUAAAACAUAGAAUUUGCGUUUGGAAUGUGAAAUGUUAAUCAUUCAGGAUAAUGUAGUUUCCUAGACGUUUAAAAUUAGUGUUCUAUCCAUAUGUAUCUAUAUAUUUGUCUAUAGCUGUGUUGUGAAUAUGUAUCUGUAUGAAAAUAACAGACCAGCUUUAGGUGGUGGUCAUGUUCCUUUCACACAUAGUGAUGCAAAAGCAGAAUCUUCAGGCUUUUCAAAAAAAGAAUUCUAUUUGCUACACUCAAAUACUGUGAAGUGUUAUGCCAUUUUAAAAUGAGCGUUUUUUUAAAAAAGUUUGUACUAGGUUACUUAAUUUUUAGGCUGACCCUGCUUUCAUAUAGAAGUUAUUCCAGACAUCUGACUCUGUCUGCUUAGUAGGAGCACUGGCAAAGGCCAAGACAACAAUUUGCUCCACUUGGGAACAUUUGGAUUUCUUCCAAGGAAAUAUACAGUCACCUUGGCUUUUAAUUCACAAGUAUUCUUUUUCUUAAAAGCUGAUAGUGGAGAAUCCAACAAUGCAAAUAUUUACAUAACUUUUGAAAAUAAACAUAUGUAUGUCAUGGUUCUGCUAUAAGUUGCACCAUAGUACUUGUUAGUAAGACUGACCACAUUGUUGGCAAUCUAGAGGUUCAAAAUGAUACCAUCAGGAAAAUCAUGACAUAUCUUGUCUUUGUCAGUCAUAGUGAGAGCUGCUAUGGAACGGGAUAUUAUUUAUGCAUGUGCAUUAAUUUAAUCAUAUUUAUACAUGAUGUUUUUUCAAUUGUAAUGAUUUUUUUUCUCCCAGUCAGAUCUACUUGUAAGCCUUGGAUCUGAAAGCACGAGGACUCAAUGUACAGUAGUCCUCUCAAUUUCUCAUUUCAUGUUUCUCCUUAUAUUUUACAAAAGUUUUUUUCAUUUGUCACAGUCAAAUAUAUUCCACCAACAGACACAUUUUUUAAUGAAACGAUGGAUUUGAUGAAAUCUUGGCAUGUCUCUUAACUAUUACCUACAAGAUUUAAAACUUGUAGAGCUUGAAACUUGUGUAAAUUCCUUUAGCACUGUAUAAAGUAGUGAUUGGAGAUAACUGCAUCUUGAAUGAAGAAACAGACCAAACCAGACCAGCAGUAACAGGGCACUGGGCAAGAAAAUGGAAAAAAGGGUGCAGCAGUAACUCUGGGGUAGGUAAUUAUUAUUUUCUGUCAAUUUAAUUACAAUCUUAAAAGAUUCCUUUGAUUAGCCCCUUUCUGGGACAUUCUUUGUUUGCUGGGUGGCCCUCAGUAUUCAGAGAUGUCUGAAUGCCACUCUGGCAAACAGUAACGCCAGACAGAAGCAGGGAGUCCUUACAAAUGACAUACUGGAUGUCAGUGCAAACAAUAACUGGUGAACGGGAGAUUUGUGGUAGCAUCAAUUCAACUGAACUAAAUUCUUUGCAAGUUCUAAAUACUAUAUUUUGUACGUGUACUAGGCAUCAACUUUUAUAAGUCAGUUGUGCAUAACAUCAUGACAAUAUUCCAUGCAAUACCGUUGUCAGUGUGGCAGGGUACAUCUUUUUUUACUAUAAUUCAAAACAAAGAUAUUUCCCCACAUCAACCCACAAGUCUCUAGUUCUUGAGAAAUAAUUUUCAUCCACAUUAAUUCUUUCAAAUUCAUUUAACAUUUCAAAAGCAUUUAUUUUUUAAAGGGAAGAGGAAACUCCAAAAGGAAGAGGGAGCACCAAAAGGAAUAUGAAGUUCAUAUCAUUUAUUUUUUUAAUAAGCAUCAAAAUGCAAUCUGUCAUUUCAUCACAUAAAUACUUUUCUGUAUAAAUGACUGACCACUUUUUGUCUCAUCUUUGCAUUGGUAGUGCAGGUAGAAUUUCCAGAAGCAUCUGAUUUACUACAGUGACAUAAAUGCAGACAGACAAAUUGAUGCUUUGGUACGUUUUUUUGUUUGGCUGUUUGUUUGUUUGUUUUUCCCCUAAAUGACUGCCCAUACGUUAACUUAUGGGAUCAUGCUAUCUAGUUGCAGUCCUUCAUACUUCCUGUUGUAUUGAUGCAAUUUUGAGUUGUUGGGGGAAGUUCCACCAUUCCAGUGAUUUUAAAAAAAAAAACAACAACAAAAAUGGAUCUUAAUAUUUGCACGCUAAAGAAGAGUGGAAGAGUGCUGAAUCCACAUUUCAGACUCAUGACAGUGCUACACCUUAUGCCACUUAGCUGGAGAAGCUGAACUGUCCUCAACUGUGUGGUCUCUUGAAAGGAUUUUCUCUCCUCUCUCCUCGUCCUCUCUCCUCGUCCUCUCUUCUUUUUUUUUCACCAAAAAUGCAUAGAAAUAAUGUGAGAUGGUAGGUGUAUACAAGACUUGAGUCAGUUUCAUCAUCAUGUCAUUUUGAGUCCUUUUUUAACAGAAUGGGAGAGCUGAAGCAACUCAGUGUAGUACCUGGUGAACACCAGAAAGAAUGAAAGAGUUGAGGGCAAAGAAUAAAUAAGGAAAGAGAUCACCUAUUGCUCCAACCUGUUUUAGUGGUAGUUUAACAAGUGAUCCACAAAAUUUACUUAGAACAAAGUUUCAGUAUGCAAUUUCACUGAAGACUAUUUCUCCAUAAAUUUUCUGCCUGGUAAUUCAAGGACACCUGAACUGGAAUUGGAAGUGGACGUUUCUUUGACAUUCAUAAGCAGUCAUAUAAUCCUGAGAGGAAAGGGAGUUAAAUCACAACCAGUUCUCAACAUUUUCCAUUACCUAAUAUUUUUGUAGCUAAAGCUCAGCUUUCCAGCAAUUGAUAAUCCCAUUUUCAGCAACAUGCUCCCAGAUGUCCCAUUGCAGCUUAAGUGCUUAGUGCAGCAUGGUAAAUUUGGCUAGGGAAACUAGACAUACAGUGGUUUAAAAAUCUGCCUUGUGGUUCUAGCUUACUGUCAUUUCUGAGUUUACUCAAUUUCUGUUGAACUAUAUAGGAGACCUCAUCCACUCAUUAAAAAAGAAAUAUCUCUAAAAGAACCAAAACAGUGUUUUGAACACAUUUUAGCACGUGGGUGUGGGGAUUUUUUGCUUUUGAGUUUAUUUUUUUCUUUGUAACUUAAAAAAAAAAAAUCUAUAAAUUCAAUACAAGAAAACACAAAGAGAAAUAAGAGUGAGUUAGGAGUGCUUUAUUUUCAGUGGGCAGAAUGUUCUUAAAGAUGCUGUACCUCAAAACAAAGGAAUCUAUCACUUCUACAAUAUAAUAAUUCUUGAGAAAUCUUGAUUUGUGUUUCUUUGGAGCUAAAGUGCUUCUCUCAGAAAACAAAGUUGGUGACGGGGGGACUCACAUCAUUUAUACUUUCAAAUCUGAGGAGGUAGUUUUGUUGUUUUUUUUUUUUCUUUUUCUCUCCAUAUUCCUUAUUGUCACGUUCCACAGCUUGCUCCUAGAAGCUGAACAUCAAACUGCGCCCUUUCUGGCUCACGCUCCAGUAAGAAUUUUGUGUCUAACAAGUCUGUUGCUGAUGCAUAGACCACAGGAAAAUCUGUGGUCUACGAAUCUUUCAGUGGAUAGCUGCAUAGAUAGUAUCAGCCAAUGUAUGUUGUAAUAAUUUCCUUUAGUAAAGCAAGUAACCAGGGAUAAGGUAGUGUCAUUGUUCAUACUUUUAUUGUUUGCAGAAUUAUUGGUCAGUGUAGUUGACUCACUGUAUAAAAAUUCUGUGGUGGCUCCUGAGGUAAAAAGUUGAUUUUGAGAUUGUUUCUCUCCUAAAAGUUCACAUGCACUUUUUCCCACAGUAAGAUUAUAUUGAUUCAUAGAGAGACACUGCAAGGAGCACUAGACAGUUGCUAUUGCACACUUGGCAAGGGCUGUCUGUAUUAUGUUUACAGUACAAAGGUACAGUAUCUCUUGAACCUUAUUUCUAUCUGUCUUUUUUUGUUUUGUUUUUGCCAAGGAUGAGUUAGGCAAAGAUAACACAUAGUUUGGAGAUUAAGUAAUCAAACAUACUAUUAUAUUUUCCUUACCCCCUUUAUAUACUCUGACAUUAGCAUAAAAAGUGGAGGUGAUGGCUUGUAACUGAAAAAUAGUAAACACCAGUUUUCUUUCAAGAACAGAUUUUAAUGGCAGUUUUAAAAAGUUAACAAGCAGAAUGAAAGAAUCAUAAAUGGAAGCUAACCCAUAGCAUUGGGAAACUUAAAAAUCACUUGUUACUUCCCGGGUAGUGAGCCUAAUUUGUUUAAAAUAAAAUCCAUCUGUUCAUUUCACAGUCUUUAUUCCACUUCCUUACAACAAUCCACAGUGGAUUACUCCAUUACUUUAAAAAUUGGCUGCAAUUAUGAUAAGCUAAUAACUCUUAUUUUGUGGUUUGCUGUAGCAAGAUGUUUUGGAGAACAACCAAGCUUUCCUUUAUUCUUAAAAAAUAAUCCAGCUAUUGGCUUAGAGGUUUGUUUGGUUGGUUGGUUUUCUGCAGCUGGACCUGAGUAUUUUCUUGAUAAGGUUUCAAGUAAAUAUAUUAUCUGAUGGCUUUACAAAUUUAAAGUAAUUUUUAUGGUUGGGGAAUCAGCCAAAGUCUGCCGUUGGGUAUGUAAAUGACCCCAAUGUCACUUUGGUAUUUGCUUAGAAUGUCAUGUGUGCCACAAAACUUUGGGGUUCAGCAAUCUGACUUUCAUGGCCACAUUAAAUUUACUUUCUGAAAUAAGCUUUUUCUACAGACACCAGUUUACUGCUGUGCUCCCAUGUGUCUCCUCUUGAAUGCGUAUUAGUCCUCUACAGAUUUUUCAUGUCUUUUACAUUAAUAAUAACUUUCUCUGUCUUUCUGAUUGAUAACUAUGUAGGGUGUGAAUUUCUAACAUCAGUUCAGUGACUAUUCACUAAUCUAGGAUAUGACUGAGUUUUAGAAUGUGUACUUCAAAAAGUUUAUAAACUUGUAUACAGAAAUCAUUAAUUGUAGUUUAAAUUCAAGAUUCUCAAGUCCUGGUAUUCUUUUGUGUUUUAUUAAUGAGUCCUUUAAAGAAAAUAUUUGUGGUUUUUGAAUGGUUUUGAUAGUUGUUUUUUUUUUUUAAAUUUGUUUAUGUAGAUGAUCAUCUUUGUUGAGUGCAAAUUAUUGACCUGGUACUCUAUUUAUAAUUUUUCCCUAGUUCUGCAAUACUUUUAGCUAGCUGUAACUUAUUAAAAAAGACAAAAAUGAAAUGGGGAUAUUAAUGGUGAGUGGUUGAAAUCUGAGAGUUUUCAAAUGUAUGUUAGAAUAUUUCAACGCUUUGUUCACUGUAAUUUUACUUUUUUUCAUUACUUAAGUAAUUAAAAAAAUCAUUAGGGUUGAAUUAUAGUAAAUUUCUAUACAUGUCAGUACGCUACACAAACUAAUUCUAUCUCCCAGUGGACAGCAAUAAUUUAGAUGGAUUUUUUUUUUAAUUCUACCUAAUUUAUUCUUAUUGACAGAGGGGGGAAAAAAUUAACCUUGCAAAUUUUGCUAAGUAUCAUGAGUAUUGUUGUUAGUUUUUAAUAAUCUCCAUGCCUUCAAAAACUUGUUCUUCUAUAUUUUGAAGUGAAACAUACAGAUAUACAGGGUACUGUAAUAAAAUGUGUUUACAGUAUUUAUCCCCUGGGUUUGCAGUAAUAGAAAGGGGGAAGUGCAGUGACAGAUAUAACUUGCAAUAGUUGCUAGUGUUAUGUGCCUUUGAAUCAUUUUCUUUAAUUCAUUAUUUUUUGUACCUUUAAGUGAGGUGGAUAACUUCGUGGAUCAGUUUAAUUUAUGUUACAGUAGAUACGGUAAUACGUUCUUAAAGCUUUGCUAAUUUUACUAACUCUCCAAAUCAUUUUAAAUCAGUAAGGUAAAUGAUUUGAUUGUAUGAAUGGUUUUGAACUGGUUGUAGACUGUUCAAUUUCACUUUCUAGGUUUCAAGCACUGAUAGAGUAGAGAUAGAACUUAUGAGUGAUACUUGGCUUUUUUAUGUUUUCAUUUUGUACUGUAUGUGAUUAGUGGGGAUUUUUUAAUUUUUUUUUGUUUUACCACAAUAGGUGUGCUCACUGUAGUGGCUUUUUUAAAAUGUUUCCAUAGUUUGCACUGUAUGAUUCAUUUGAAUUGAGCUUACAAGUGAAUCCCUUUUUGUAGCCAUCUGCUUUGUACGUUGACAAGUAUGAAAAUAAUCGAAAAUAUCACUGUGCUUAACAGUGAGGCUGUAUAUUUCUCUGUUUCUGAAUGUGAAUUGCAUUUAGCAAGACUUGUCUAGUUAAAAGGCAGUUAAACUAGUAAUCAUACAUGAUCCAUUUUUAGCUGUCGUUUGUAGAAAAAGGGCUGCAAAGUGAUAUGUGGUGAUAACAAAUUCAGAAGGAAAAGAAUAUGAAAUUCAGAUCGCAGCUUCAAUGAUUUGCUGUUAGCAUGGGGCCCAAUAACACUACAAAGCUAUAAACUCUGUCUUUCUAGAUUGCCCAGUUAGGUGGCAGAGAUGCAAUUUGUCUUUUCUGAAGCCGCCUGCUGCUUGCUAGCUCCAUCUCCUGUCACAGCCUAUUAGCUCCCCAAGAAAAUUGGUGGGAAAUUGCCUGCAGAUUGUAGGAAAUUGCAUCUCCAGGCCCUGGAAAAAAUGUAGGAUAGCACAACACUGACCCUACCAGAGCAGCUAUUAAUACAGCAAAAGCUGACCUUUGGCAUGGUGUGAAACGACUUUGCUAUUUGCUGAAUAAAGACUGUAUGUGUGGUUGAAGGAGGGUACAAAUUAUUAUCCUGGCUAUGCCUGUAGCCAGCCUGCUGCAGGAAGCUUAAGUAUUAGUGACAGGUUUUGCUGCCCCCCACUCUUUCCUCGUGGAAGAUGGGAGAUGAGAUGUUAGAGGAUCAUCCUGAAAUUUCGUUGUAAGAUGGGCAAAAGCCACCAUGUAUUUAAAUUAUGCUAGUAUAUUUGAUAUAUGAAGGUUUAGUGACAAAACUAAAAGAUGACUUAAGAAGCUAAUUUCAAAUAAAUGUAUAAUUGCUUGUGCUUGGCCCAGCCUUGGUCAGAAAAGGAACAACUUUGUGGCUGUAUACAUUCUGUGUGUAUAUCCAUAACAGACAUUUUAUUUGGGGGCAGUUAUAAUGAAACGGAGAUGAUUUGUUCUGUAACUGCUGAGUGUCAAAGUCAUGGGACACACAUUAAUUCUGAUGGAUUUUUGCAUGAAAUUCCUUGCCGCUAGGAAACUCACUCUUGUCUUGUUUAAACAAAUUCACAUGUUCUUUAUGGUGUGAUAUACAAUGAGUUUCAUACUCUGUCAUUUCUACUAGAGCUACCUUCUGAUCUUGUACUUGGCCUCUGUUUUAUAGGGCCUUUCAAUAAAAGAGAUCUCUCUUCUGAGAGGGGAUAUGUAGAAGUAGUUUGCAACAUAAAUAAUAAUAAUAAAUAAAGGCCAACAUUUUCUUUGAGCUUGUGAUUUUACUUAGUGGGUCCAAAUCCUCCUGAGGAAGGCGUGUGUGUUAAUCAGAAUGAUAUACUGGUCAGGAGAAGUGUGUGUGGAGAGGGCAUCAACAGGGAAAAAGUCAUUUUGCAAUCAAGAGCAUUGUUGUUUUCAAACUCAGCUGAGAUCUGUUGGUAACUGGUGGCUGCCCGGGGAUCUGAGUGAAAUCAAUAUGAUCAUUUCCUAUUGUACUAGUACCCGCUGAUGUAAAUGAGCUGACAUGACUUCCUAAUGCUUGCACAACUGAUUGGAGAAAAUUAGUGGCCUGCCUUAUGUAGUCAGGGCAGAGGAGCUGAACGUAAGGCAGCAUGACAAAAUGAGUGCUGCCGGUGAUUUAAAGCACACUUGAAAGGGAUCGAGAGCACUUCAUAUUACAGGGCUCACUGGGCUUCUAUUUUGAAUGCUUAUGGUCAUACAUGCACAUGUAUGUCAAUCUGAAAUGCUUAUCUGUUGAGGCAUUGUCUUUCUAAAUUAGUCAUAGCACCUCUCAUGGAAGUUAUACAGUUCAGUAUCAUGUGUCUUUCCUCGUAAAACACAAACACGGGAACUGAAGAGCUGUGAUGCUUGAGACUUUAUCCUAUAUUUACAAUAGUUGUUCAUCUUCCAAGAUGUUACAUACUAAUUGCAUUCUCAAAAUAAACCUUGCCAUUCAGGAACA
Messenger RNA from Cygnus olor (mute swan), 12075 nucleotides. RefSeq names its product transducin-like enhancer protein 1. Gene Ontology annotation, cellular component: nucleus; transcription regulator complex. The record is from RefSeq and is a predicted model, not a curated record. Gene Ontology annotation, biological process: regulation of DNA-templated transcription; negative regulation of canonical Wnt signaling pathway. The coding region runs from base 110 to 2125 and encodes 671 amino acids. The transcript is spliced from 16 exons. Gene Ontology annotation, molecular function: protein binding; transcription corepressor activity. NCBI's taxonomy places the organism in Eukaryota, Metazoa, Chordata, Aves, Anseriformes, Anatidae.